Amborella trichopoda is the source of this 1582-nucleotide messenger RNA. RefSeq lists its product as uncharacterized. Lineage: Eukaryota; Viridiplantae; Streptophyta; Magnoliopsida; Amborellales; Amborellaceae. The record is from RefSeq and is a predicted model, not a curated record.
UACAAAGCAUUAGCCUUCCCAAGAGCAAACCCCAAAACCAUGGAUCCUGCAAAGGCCCUAACGCCACUUCCAACCAUCUCCCCGCCAUCUUCAGACCAAACCCUAACGUUAGAUCCACCAAUCUCACCUCUGAACAAGCCAUCUUCAGAGCAAACCCUAACCCUAGAUCCACCAAUCGCACCCCAGAAAGCACCAUCUUCAGAGCAAACCCUAACCUUACAUCCCCCUAUCUCUCCUCAGAACACGCCAUAUUCAGAGAAAGCCCUCACCCUAGGCCAUGACCAUCCGCUCCAGAAAGUCAUAGUGAUGCGCCAUGGGCAUCGAUUGGACGCGUUGAAGCGCUCGUGGAAGCAAACUGCUCAAAGGCCGUGGGAUCCUCCUAUCACCGUUGCAGGAACGCUUGCUACUUUCUGCAGUGGAGUAAUACUUAGCAAACAAGGGUUUCAGAUCCAUAGGGUUCUGGUUUCUCCAUUUUUGAGGUGUAUUCAAACUGCUAUAGGGGUCAUUGCUGCACUUUGUGCAAGCGAGAUGGGCCUUCAUGAGUUCAUGACUAAGAUUACGUCGUCGGAGAUUCAUCCAUCAGAGGUCGAGGAGCGCCUUGCUGAGUUCACCAGUAAGAAUGUGGUGUUUGAUCCAACUAAGAUCAAGGUCUCAAUAGAGUAUGGACUGUGUGAAGCCCUGUGUGGGCCGUCCAUAAAGCCAGAAGUGAUUCCUAAAGAUGGGAAUUGGUUCCCUGAUGUUUCUGAGCUUGAAGCUUUGUUACCUCAGGGAAUUGUUGAUCGCUCUGUUGAAUGCGUGUACCCAGAGUUGCCGCAAUGGGAGGAGGAACAGAAAGUGUCGUGCAGAAGACUCAAAAGAGUCAUUCGGUCUCUUGCAGACAAAUUCCCCAAGGAAAAUCUCUUACUCAUCGCUCAUGUGGCAGGAGUUGCAGUUGGAAUGAGAGCUUUCUCCAAAAGGCCAGUGAUCGUUGACAAAGUAGGUUACUGUUCCUAUGCAUGCCUUCAAAGGUCGGCCUCUUCUCCGUCUGAUUUGGAGACCCUAACAAAGAAAUCUCGGGGUGUUACCUAUUGCAUUGAGGGAGAGCGUUCGCCAAAAAGCCAAGGAUCAUUGACAAAGUAGCUUACUGUUCCCAUGCAUGGCUUCAAAGAUCGGCCUCUUCACCUUCUGAUUUGGAGACCCCAACAAAGAAAUCUCGGCGUGUUACCUAUUGCAUUGAGGGAAAGGGAAAGAAAGAAGAACAUGCAACAGCAUGGAAUACAUCCCACUAAAAAGAGUCCUCAAAAGUAAAUUGGAAGGGGGGCAGGGGGGGAUAGUGGACUGUUGUUUGUUUUAACUCUAUUAGAUCUCUAUGCUCAUGCUGUGUUGAAUCAUGGGUUUGAAUGUUCUUUUUUUCUUAUUUUUUUGAAAAUGUUAACUUGUACAGAAAAUGAACCCCGCAAGGGGUUGCAGAGGCAGAGGCCCAAACGGGCAGCAAAAAAAAUCCCAAAAGCUAAGCUUUACACGUGCUCUCAAAAUAUCCAAGGCCUGGCUUACCCAAAUUUAUCUUAUAGACUGGGCCUAAUGACUUUGAUGUUAUUUCUUA